Styela clava is the source of this 2390-nucleotide messenger RNA. RefSeq lists its product as uncharacterized. Gene Ontology annotation, cellular component: plasma membrane. Gene Ontology annotation, biological process: stabilization of membrane potential; potassium ion transmembrane transport. Lineage: Eukaryota; Metazoa; Chordata; Ascidiacea; Stolidobranchia; Styelidae. The record is from RefSeq and is a predicted model, not a curated record. Gene Ontology annotation, molecular function: potassium ion leak channel activity; outward rectifier potassium channel activity.
UUCAAUAUGCUAUAAGUCAAGUAUAGUUCAAAAGCAUUUAGCUAUAAACUCAAAAACUAUUUAUAUAUAGCACCAAUGGUUAGGUGACGUCAACAAUGACGUCAUCAGAGAAUGUAAAGGAGCCGAGUCGGUUAUUUCUUCCUCUACUCGGAGUAUUUAUUGUAAUUUAUCUGAUGCUGGGAGCGAUUAUAUUCUCCUUAAUAGAAGCACCGAACGAGAUUGAACUGAGAAAAAUUAUGAAGGAAGAAAUUCGGAAUAUGUCUUUAGAAUUGAACGUUUCUUUGGAAAAACUGACAAGUCUUUUUCUUCAAUAUGAUUUAUUGGUCUUAAACGGAUAUACAGCGAGUGAUUUAUAUUAUGAAGAAUCGCACACUAAUAAAUGGAGCUUCAUUGGCGCGUUUACAUUCUGUGGAACCGUGGUUACAACUAUAGGUUUCGGUGUUGCAACACCCAAGACGACAGCUGGGCGAAUCGUUUUCAUAAUCUACUGUCUCCUCGGAUGUCCCGCAGUUUUUCUCUUUUUCAAUACUUGGUUGUCAAGAUUCAUCACAUAUUUCACUAAGUUCAUAUCAUGGGUCAAGUCAAAGAGGAAAUCAAAGCCAAAGAUAGUUAGAAAUAGAUUCGGCCAAAGAAAAAAGAGAGAAUCAUACAAAGCGUCGCCAUUCCACGUUCUUCUAGCACUGUCAUCAAUCACACUUUUCAUUGUAUUUAUGACGUCAUUAAUGUAUCACGUGAUGGAAUCUGAUUGGUCAUAUUUAACAUCCUUUUAUUACACCAUAACGGCGUACAGCACAAUCGGAUUUGGCGAUCUCACUAGUGGCCAGGAACAUUCAUACCAAAACAUAAAUCGAUAUCUUUAUCACAUCAUAGACGGGUUACUAUUGGUGAUCGGAUGCUGUUGCGUGUAUUCCCUAUUCAACAUGAUUUCGUUAUUUAUCAAGCAGUUCGUCGACUAUUUGAUUAAUUCUUUAAAGCGAAAGUGCUCGAGUAUGACGUCAGAUGAUGACGAUUCUGACGUUUCUGGUGACGACAAAGAUAUGUGUGAUAUCAGACUAUCGAAUGGACGUAACCAUAAAGACGUAAUCGUUUACGUAAAAGACAAUUUAAAACAUGUUGGACACGUGUACAGUGGAAUAUUAGCGAGUUCAAUACGAAAUGAUUAUUAUGGCGAGAGUAUAAAUAACGUAGGAGGUCAUGACGUCACAACUGAAGUUGAGCCUCCAACCUCGACAAAUGUCUCAUUUAGGAUCAGUGACGAAGUAAACUCUGUGGAAGACAAACGUGCCGAUUCCGACAGCGAAGAUGAGAAACCCGGAAAUGGCAGAAGAAUGUGGGGGGCUUUAAAAACAACUCUGAGAGUAACGAAUUCGCGACAAAAAAUCAGCAAAUCUUAUUCGAAUAAGUCGACACUGCGAGAGACAAAUUCAAAUAAUGCUCAUUCAUCUACUAAUUUUUCAGUAGCGAACAAAAAUUCUCGCUGGGGCGCAGCGAGGCGGCAUUUUACUGGAAAAUCUCGUAAAAGUACCAAACGAAAGAAAAGCGUUAGAAAAAAUCGAUCCGUUCGUUUGAACAAUUCAAUUUUCACCCCAAUACGCCCUUACGGCGAUUUUGCUUCUCCAGUUUUGCGAGCGGGUUUAAGACGAUCCACUAGCGCCCCCGAGCGAGUAGGCUAUGACUCGCGUUUACAAGAAGGCACUUAUUAUCGGGUCUCCAGAUCAAUGUACGCGAGCGAUUUUCGAAAUGUCCAAACCAAGAGAAAGUCAGAGAACUGGGAUGAGACUAAUGACGUAUUUCCACUAUCAAUAAUGCAAAAUCAAAUGGGUAUGUGAUUUUAUGAGGCCUUCAACACGUCUAUAGUCUGACACGAUAAUUAGAGAGAGUUUCGCACAGAAUAAUGGAACUUUAUUGGACACGAAAUCAACCUAUGGAUCGUUUUGCUAUUAUUCUGUUGCUGGUCUUAUUCUUCUUCUUGUUGCUAUGCGAAAAUUGCUUUCCUCAUUCACUAAAGGAUCAAUUACUUCGAAAUUUCCAGUGGUUAGAGAUUGUAUUUUUCGCUAGAAGGCUUUUACUUUUAUUCAUUUCUAAAUUUUCUAUGAAUCCUAUGAGAUAUUUCAUAUUGAAUUUGACUAUAUUUUUAUUUUCCCCAUGGGAACACAGUUUUUAAUCCGCCAAGCGGGACGACUGUUUCCGAUUUGACUCACCGCUAAGCGAAACUAGGGAAUUAAUUGAUACUGGCAGGUACGGUACGAAAAGUACUCUCUUUUGGUCUCAGUGUCCAUAUAUUUGAGCAUCGCUCUCUUAUUGCAAUUUUCACAACGUUCAAAUUCGACCACCUUAGAUACGUUUUUAUUUAAAACAGUAUGUUCGAAAAAUAGAGGUCAUUUCAUGGC